AUGCCCCCUUGGGCCGGACGCGUCGACGGCGGCCCGGCUCCCGUCUCGCCGGCGGCCGCCGACCCUGUGCGCACGCCCAGGAUUGACGCGCGUGAGCGCGCCGCUUUUGAGCGCGACGGCUUCGUCGUCCUCGAUCGGCUGCUGAGCGCGGAGGUGUGCGCCUUGCUCAACCAGAGGCUCGAGCUCGUGCUGCGCGGCGAGUUUGAUCUGGGGCGGCCGCCCGACAAGGUGCCCCGCUUCAAGGCGGAGACACGGUGCAAGGCGGGCAAGCAGCCGCCGCCCCUCGGCGGGCCCUCGAAGACCACCCUCCAGCUGAUCAACGUCCACAAGGCGGACGCUGCAUUCCGGGACGUCGUGUGCUCGCCGUCGCUCGGCCGAGCCGUCUCUCGACUCGGCGGGUGGGCGGGGGCGCGGGUGGCCAACGACCAGGUGUGGGCCAAGCCGCCCGGCGCGGCGCCGCUCACUUUCCACCGCGAUUCGGCCUACUUCGACUUUGUGCCCUCCGACGUGAUCACCGUCUGGCUCGCGCUCGACGACAUGGACGACGACGUCGGCCCGCUGCAGUACGUGCCGGGCUCGCACCGAUGGGAGGACGGCCGCGUCGGGUCGGCCCAGCAGUUCUUCGACAAGGACCGGUUCGCGCUCCUGCACAGCGCGGCGAGGCGGGAGGGCCUUGACCCCUCCGCCGAUAUCGGCCUCGUGACGGUCGGCGUGCGGAUGGGCGGUUGUGGCAUCCACAAUGGCCGUUUGUGGCACGGGUCGGAUCGGAAUGCGAGCGCUCGGCCGCGCCGCGGACUCGGCAUUCACUUCGUGCCAGCCGACGCCGUGUUCAGGGACGCCGAGGGGAAGACAUUGGCGCAUUCAAUCCAGCCCAGGCCUGACGGGGCUGCGCCGGGCGUUGAGCUCGACGGCCACGCAUUUCCCAUCACGUACUUGUCACGAGCCGGCGAGCAGAAUUCUAGAGAUAGUUGUGGUGAUAUCCGACAGUGA
Molecule: messenger RNA, 990 nt
Organism: Emiliania huxleyi CCMP1516
Lineage: Eukaryota; Haptophyta; Isochrysidales; Noelaerhabdaceae
Exons: 1
Coding region: 1-990 (329 amino acids)
Source: RefSeq, a predicted model, not a curated record